Rasamsonia emersonii CBS 393.64 is the source of this 2463-nucleotide messenger RNA. Its product is annotated as C6 transcription factor. Gene Ontology annotation, biological process: aromatic amino acid catabolic process; positive regulation of transcription by RNA polymerase II. Gene Ontology annotation, cellular component: nucleus. NCBI's taxonomy places the organism in Eukaryota, Fungi, Ascomycota, Eurotiomycetes, Eurotiales, Trichocomaceae. Gene Ontology annotation, molecular function: zinc ion binding; DNA-binding transcription factor activity, RNA polymerase II-specific. The record is from RefSeq and is a predicted model, not a curated record. The coding region runs from base 1 to 2463 and encodes 820 amino acids. The transcript is spliced from 4 exons.
AUGGACCUGCUCAGACCCCCCGGCAGACGCCCCGCAACAGGCCGCGAAUUCCAGCGCGCAUACAAGGCGUGCCUGUCAUGCCGGCAAAAGAAGGCCCGCUGCGAUCUGGGCGGCAGCGGAGGACCCGGCGGCAUCCCUCCCGGCCCGCCGUGCGCGCGCUGUCGGAGAGAGCAGCGGCAGUGUCUGUUUAGUGAGAAGAGGGCUUGGGAGAGGAAGAAGAAGGCGGAUAAUACUAUCUCGAGUCCGGCAUCGUCAGCUCCGAGUAGCAAUAGCAGUGCGGCGAAUCUACGGUCACGGUCGAUUCACGAUGGUGAGAAUGCUAGCCAACAUGCCUCGCCUUCUCACGGCAGCGGCCUGACGAGCUCCAUGAUGCGCACUGUCGUCUCCAGCGGCAAUGAUGCGCUGAACCUACUAUUCGAAGCUGCGGCGCAUACGAAUACCCAGAAUGGCCAGCUGGAGCGGCAUCAUACGAGGGAUGCCGGAGCCCGGAAUGAUUAUAAUAACAAUGAUUAUCGCCCUGCGGCACAAAAUAUGCAGACUCCUGGGCCUGGCUCCGUUGGCACCAGUCCUGCUGCACCGGCUCCAGUCGACAUUUCCAAUCCCGGCAGAGAUGUGCUGGACGUGUGGGAGUCGUGUCGUUUUGUCAAGAUGGGCUGGUUUACGGCGAAGGAAGCCAUCACCUACGUUGACCGGUUCUUCCAGAACUUAUCCCCUUUGUCGCCCAUCUUGACCGACUUCUAUGCAAACCAUCAGAAUCACCGCCUGCUGGUCACGCACGAGCCCGUCCUCUGCUGCACGAUCCUCAUGAUCUCCUCCCGCUAUCACGUCCUCCCGGGCAUCGGCGGCGCCUCGCGGAGCUUCUACAUCCACCACCGCCUGUGGCAGCACUGCCAGAACCUGAUCAUGCGCGUCAUCCUGGGCCAGGAAAAGUCCUCCAAAUGCAACACGCGGACGGUCGGCACUAUUGAGGCGUUGCUACUGAUGUCCGAAUGGCAUCCGCGCUCGCUCCAUUUCCCCCCGGAGAGCGACGGCUGGGACUCGGAUUUGACCGUCAGCAACUCGUCGCCAUCAUCAUCAUCAUCAUCGGACGCGGACCGUUCGUCCUCGAAUCGCUGGCUGGAAGACGUCAUCGAGCCGGCGCGGCGAUCGGACCGGAUGUCCUGGAUGCUGCUAGGCUCCGCGCUUUCGCUUGCCCACGAGCUGGGGAUUUUCGAGACGGAAGAGCGUGGCAGCGCCUCAAGCGCCGAGGUCGCAGCCCUCGUCGAGCAGAACAAGCUCCGCAAGCGGCGCGUGCAGCAGCUGCUGUACGUGUACAUCAACCAGCUCUCGGCGCGGAUCGGAUGCAUGUCUCUGAUGCCGCAGAGCUUGAACCACGCCAUCGCCGGGGGUCUGUGGACGCCGGCCGAUAAAUCGAGCGAGGGCGACGAGUGGCAGACGUUCAUGGAGUCGUGGAUGGAUCUGACGAAGCUGACGCGGUCGGUGAACGACAUGUUUUUUCCGUCAGCGUCGUUUGCGAAGCAGCAGUGGCAUAGCGGGCGGUAUAUUGGGCUGUUGGAUCAUUUCCGGCCGUUGUUGAAGCAGUGGAAAGAAAGACAUCUUGAGUCGCAGGGUCUAAACACCAACUUCCGCAACAUCCUCUUCAUCGAAUAUCACUACGUUAGAGUGUACACACACUCCUUCGGCAUGCAAGCAGUCGUAGAGCGGGCUCUCGCUGACGACAGCACCAACAAUAAUAAUAAUAACAACGGCGAAGACUUCCGCCCCGUAAACAUCGACUCCAUCGACUACGAGUUCAUCCAAGAAGUCAUCGACGGAUGCUGCGAGAUCCUGAAAAAAGUAAUCGACCUCGCCGCGUCCGACACGCUGCGCUUCUCGCCUGUGAGGAUCUUCCUGCGCGUGACGAGCUCGUCUAUUUUCCUGUUGAAGGCGCUCAGUUUGGGCGUGCGCCAUGCAAAAUUGCAGGAGUCGCUGGACGUGCUGGACCGGAGUAUUCAGGCUCUGAGGUCUAAUAUCCUCGACGACGUGCAUCUGGCGUCGAGGUAUGCGAUGCUUCUUGAGGUGCAUGUCUCGCGCCUGCGACGGAAUUUGGUAGUUUCGUCCUGCUCGAAGCCCCCAGGGAUGAGUCUGAGUCACAGCCACAGCACGACCAGGCCGUCGUCACCUCCUCCUCCUCCUCCUCAGCAGCAGCAGCAGCAAUAUCAACAGCCAUCAUCCAGAAACAGGAACGGAACCGGCACCAACCCAUCAGCAGCCACAACCCCAGACAUCACCUUCGCUGCGCCAUCGUCAUCAUUCCCAAAUAAUAACGAGGACCACACAAGAAUCGAUACUGCCGCUGCAGAAGACGACUGGCUCUUCUCGCUCCCCUUUGACCCAUCAAUGGCGCCGUUUGGGCCUGGAGGAGGUCAGUUUUCGGGCUUUGAGGGGGGGACGUUGGAUUUUAUUUGGAAUCUGCCGGGUUGA